Molecule: messenger RNA, 1209 nt
Organism: Hemisphaericaspora subhashii
Lineage: Eukaryota; Fungi; Ascomycota; Pichiomycetes; Serinales; Debaryomycetaceae
Gene: YDJ1
Product: type I HSP40 co-chaperone
Exons: 1
Coding region: 1-1209 (402 amino acids)
Biological process (GO): protein refolding; response to heat
Cellular component (GO): cytosol; nucleus; cytoplasm
Molecular function (GO): Hsp70 protein binding; ATP binding
Source: RefSeq, a predicted model, not a curated record
AUGGUUAAAGACACAAAAUUCUAUGAUACUUUAGGAGUAUCACCACAAGCAAGUGACAAUGAAUUAAAGAAAGCUUAUAGAAAAGCCGCAUUGAAAUAUCAUCCUGAUAAAAACCCAAGUCCAGAAGCUGCCGAAAAAUUCAAGGAAAUUUCUCAUGCUUAUGAAAUAUUAUCAGAUGAUCAAAAGAGAGAGAUCUAUGAUCAAUACGGAGAAGAAGGAUUAAGUGGUGCUGGUGCCGGUGGACCUGGUAUGAAUGCGGAAGAUAUCUUUUCUCAAUUCUUUGGUGGAGGAUUUGGUCACGGUGGUGGACCACAACGUCCAACUAGAGGUAAAGAUAUUAAACAUUCUAUUUCUUGUACUUUGGAAGAAUUAUAUAAAGGAAAGACUACCAAAUUGGCUCUUAAUAAGACUAUCUUAUGUACCAACUGUAAGGGGUUAGGUGGUGCUGAAGGUAAAGUUCAUAAAUGUACUGAUUGUCAUGGUAGUGGUAUGAGAUUUGUAACUAGACAAAUGGGUCCAAUGAUUCAAAGAUUCCAAACUGUUUGUGAUAAAUGUCAAGGUACUGGUGAUAUCUGUAAUCCAAAGGAUCGUUGUACUCAUUGUAAGGGUAAAAAGACUCAAUCGGAAAGAAAAAUCUUACAAGUUCAUAUCGAUCCAGGUAUGAAAGAUGGUCAAAGAAUUGUCUUCAGUGGUGAAGGUGAUCAAGAACCAGGUAUCACUCCUGGCGAUGUUGUGUUUGUCGUUGACGAAAAGCCUCAUCCUAAAUUCACAAGAAAGGGUAACGAUUUAUAUUAUGAAGCUGAAGUUGAUUUAUUAAGUGCUUUAGCAGGAGGUGAAAUCGCAUUUAAACAUAUUUCUGGUGAUUGGAUCAAAAUCAAUAUCGUUCCUGGUGAAGUCAUUUCUCCUGGUGAAGUUAAAGUAGUUGAAAGUCAAGGUAUGCCAAUAUAUAGACAAGGUGGUAGAGGUAAUUUAUUUAUUAAAUUCACCGUUAAAUUUCCAGAAGCUAAUUUCACAACUGAAGAUAAAUUGGCUAAAUUGGCUACUAUCUUACCUCCAAGAGCUAAGGUUAGUAUUCCAGCUGAUGCUGAAGUUGAUGAAUGUGACAUGGUUAAUUUCAACCCUGCUUUACAUCAAAAUACUAGAAGAGAUGCAUAUGAAUCAGAUGAUGAAGAAGGUGGUCACCCAGGUGUCCAAUGUGCUUCUCAAUAG